UUAUGUCCAAAAAACAUGCUGAAGCUCCCGAAUCGAUCAAAGCUUGUAAGUUUAUUUGGAAACCAUCCGGCAGGUGUAGGUGCAAUGUUGGUGUGAGCGCUGAUACAGUUCCUAAUGAUAUGUCCUGGUUCACCACAGUAAAGACAAAGGUUGUUGGUGCGACGUCAUUUCUUCUCCUCCUCAGACAGUGGCUUGAAUCUUAUGGUGUCUAUUUGCAUGGGCACUCUGACAGAGGCUGUUGA
Molecule: messenger RNA, 242 nt
Organism: Dentiscutata heterogama
Lineage: Eukaryota; Fungi; Glomeromycota; Glomeromycetes; Diversisporales; Gigasporaceae
Source: the annotation of a GenBank genome assembly